Messenger RNA from Centropristis striata (black sea bass), 3427 nucleotides. It is a transcript of the gene dhx33, whose product is annotated as DEAH (Asp-Glu-Ala-His) box polypeptide 33. The coding region runs from base 171 to 2216 and encodes 681 amino acids. Gene Ontology annotation, molecular function: ATP binding; RNA binding. Gene Ontology annotation, cellular component: intracellular anatomical structure; nucleolus. Gene Ontology annotation, biological process: positive regulation of transcription by RNA polymerase I. Lineage: Eukaryota; Metazoa; Chordata; Actinopteri; Perciformes; Serranidae. The transcript has 12 exons. The record is from RefSeq and is a predicted model, not a curated record.
CCACGUGGGGACGUUUUUGCAGAGGUAGCAAAACAUCCGCAGUGACGCUGACGCUUGCUCGUCUGUCAGUGAGCGUGAAAAAUACUUUUUUUUCUGUUUCUUUUUGACUCUAAAACAAUCUUAAGAAGACGCUACGUACGUUUCGCUAUCAUAGUCACUUUUUCUAGACCAUGCCCCACGACCCCGACCCUCCUCCGGCUAAAAAAUUCAAGCCGGGGUCUGUUUUUUUCCGUCUCGAUAAGAAUAAACCUGGAAUGCUGCUGCCUAGAAAGGGAAAUGCAACCACUCCAUUAGAAGUCCAGAGGAAACAGCUUCCAAUUUACCAGGCGAAACCUCAGCUACUGAACCAACUGAGACAGCUACACAAUGCUAUUCUCAUAGGGGAGACUGGCUCUGGGAAGACCACUCAGAUCCCCCAGUAUCUGUAUGAGGCGGGCAUCGGACGGCAGGGCAUCAUCGCCAUCACUCAGCCCCGCCGAGUCGCUGCGAUCUCACUGGCAGGACGAGUGGCCGAGGAGAAGAGGACUCAGCUCGGCAAACUGGUUGGUUACACAGUGCGCUUUGAGGAUGUCACCUCCUCUGAGACAAAGCUGAAGUUCAUGACAGAUGGCAUGCUCCUGCGUGAGGCCAUCGGAGACCCCUUGCUGCUGCGCUACACCGUGGUGGUCCUGGACGAAGCCCACGAGCGCACCGUGCACACCGAUGUGCUGUUCGGCGUGGUCAAGACUGCUCAGCGUAGACGCAGAGAACUUAAUAAGAUUCCUCUGAAGGUCAUAGUGAUGUCAGCCACGAUGGAUGUGGAUUUGUUCUCCGAGUACUUCAACAAGUCACCUGUACUGUACCUGGAGGGCAGGCAGCAUCCCAUUCAGAUCUACUACACCAAGCAGCCCCAGUCAGACUACCUGCAGGCUGCACUCGUCUCCGUCUUCCAGAUCCAUCAGGAGGCACCUCCGUCCCAUGAUAUCUUAGUGUUCAUGACGGGUCAGGAGGAGAUCGAGGCUCUUGCGCGGACAUGCCGGGACAUCGCCAAGCAUCUGCCCGACGGCUGCGGUCCCAUGGUGGUCAUCCCUCUGUACGCAUCGCUGCCCCCAGCACAGCAGCUCAGGGUCUUCCAGCCGGCUCCCAAGGGCUGUAGGAAGGUCAUCCUCUCAACCAACAUCGCCGAGACGUCAGUUACAAUCUCUGGGAUCAAGUUCGUCAUAGACACGGGCAUGGUGAAGGCCAAACGUUUCAAUCCUGACAGCGGGCUGGAGGUGCUGGCGGUGCAGCGGGUCUCUAAAGCCCAGGCGUGGCAGCGAGCGGGUCGGGCCGGCAGAGAGGACUCCGGCUCCUGCUAUCGACUCUACACGGAGCAGGAGUUCGACAACCUCAUCCCCAUGACUGUGCCUGAGAUCCAGAGGUGUAACCUGGCUGGUGUGAUGCUGCAGCUUAUGGCUCUGGGGAUUCCAGAUGUGAUGAAUUUUGAUUUCAUGUCCAAGCCUUCUCCAGAGGCCGUCCGCUCUGCUGUGGAGCAUUUAGAGCUGCUGGGGGCUGUGGAGAGGAAAGACGGCCAGGCUUUCCUCACUGCUCUGGGAAAGAAGAUGGCAAGCUUCCCUCUGGAGCCUAGAUAUGCCAAGACGAUCCUGGUGUCCCCCGACUACUCCUGUUCUGAGGAGAUUUUGAGCAUCGUGUCCCUGCUGUCAGUGGACACCGUGCUGUAUAACCCUCCGGCCCGGCGGGACGAGGUGCUCGCCGCACGCAAGAAGUUCUCCUCCAGCGAAGGAGACCACAUGACGCUGCUCAACAUUUACAGAGCGUUCAAGAAAGUCAGCGGUAAUAAGGAGUGGUGUCGAGAGAACUUUGUCAACAGCAGGAACAUGGGUCUGGUGAAAGACGUCCAGGCACAACUCAAAGAUAUCUGCCUUAAGCUCAAUUUGAAGCUGGAGUCAUGCGGAGCAGAAACGGGGAACGUCCGCCGCUGCCUGGCCCACGGGAUGUUCGUCAACGCUGCGGAGCUCCAACCUGACGGCAGCUACCUGGCUCUGGACACCCACCAGCCCGUGUCCAUCCACCCCUCCUCCGUCCUGUUCCAGGCCAAGCCGGCGUACGUGGUCUUCAACGAGCUGCUGCACACGUCCCGCUGCUACAUGAGAGACCUGUGUCUGGUGGAUGCCGACUGGCUGCUGGACGCCGCACCAGAGUACUUUGGCCGCAAGCUCCACCCCUCCAAGAGCUAACCAACAGAGAAACAGGACUGGAGUAAAUCCCUUCCUCAGAUCACCCAGUGACAAUACAACUGGAACAUGUAUUCUCUUCACAAAGCUGAAUUUGGAUAAAGACACAAAUCAGAACAGAACAUUUUCUGUGUGGUAAACUUCUCUGGAUUUCACUACCUCCCAGUUGACAAGCAUUUGGCAUGUGUCACUGCAGCAGAAAUCUGCAUAUCGAGGCCUCACAACUUUGACUUCCUGUAAGACUGUAAUUCACAUUUUGUAAGCUGUGUUCCUUCUGCCUGGUAGUUUAAUCGUCUUGCGAUUCGGCCACCUGUUCAACACCUAAAGAAAAAGUAUUUUUCAGGUGCCAUGCAUCAGUUCUUUAAGCAUUUGCAUGCAUUUUAACAGCACUGAUAACCUCACCAGUAAGCAUUGUCUGAUAUGAUUUGUUUUUUUUCUUCAAAUUUAAAUCAAACUCAAUAGAAUCUCUAUAUGUUAAUCUCAUAAAAUAUUCUAAUUGUUAAUUCUUAAUUGUUAAGUUACCUUUCCACCAAGAUUCAGAAAUUCAUAGCAGACUGGCUCGUGGUUAUUUUCAGUGUCAUUUUGAAUAAUAAUGAGGAGUGUUUGAAAUGUUAGCUUCUCAGAAGUUAAGUAAAGCAGUCUUGUCUUAAGCUUUCCCACCACGUAGUUUUGGGUUUAUACAAAGUGGUCUUAAGGGGUUUUAUAUAUGCAAAGGACAGUAGAUUUGUCUUAAUCUAUGAGGUUAUGUAAAUACAAAAAAAUAUGAAAAAUCACCAAAGUUGGAGUUGGAUUAUGAGGUUUUUACACGUCACAGUGACAUGACUUCACUUUUCUAAUUACUCUUCAUGCAGCACUUGUCAGCUGGUGCAUGCCUUUUUCUUUCACAUCUCUGAUUGUAUCCCCACAUACAUGCACAUGAGGAGAAGCAGCAUGCCUUAUUCUCCAGGUUCUACUCUUUGCUGUUGUGUUACUCAGUCCUGACACACACUAACCACAGACGUAUGCUGAACAACAACAUAUGUAUGCAAUGCAUGGAGGUUAUAGUUAACGAUCUGAUCCCUCAGGUCUUUCAUACUUUGUAGAAUGUAAAUCACACAAUGUUUAGGAAUAGGGUGGAUGCUCCUCUUGUUUUUGUUUUUUUACACUGGACUCAGGAUUGUAAAAUAUAUACUGUAACCUGAAUAAAUUACAUUUCUAACUAUUAAAAUACCAAA